CAUGGCCGCGCUGGUGCGGAGGGGCGCGCGGGGCCUGCUGCGGUGCGCGGACGCGGCGGCGACCCCGCGGAGGUGGCGACACAAGAAGAAAUGGGCUGCCACCGAGCCCAAGUUUCCUGCCACUCAGCUGGCUCUGCAGAGCUUUGACGUGACGUACAGCGUGCAGUUUGGAGAUCUGUGGCCAUCGAUCCGAGUCAGUCUUCUCUCCGAGCAGAAGUACGGCGCCCUGCUCAAUAACUUUGCCGCCUGGGAUCACGUGAGCGCUGAACUGGAGCGGCUGAAUGCCAGGGACUUUGUGAGUGAGGCCGUGGCCCGUGGGGCCCCGGAGCCCGAGGCGGGGCACACGGAAGCGCCAUCCUCCACUUCGAGGGGCUGCAGCCCAAACCUUCGAUGCUUCACUUUUGCCAGAGGAGAUGUCAGCCGAUUCCCUCAUGCCAGGCUUGGCAGCCUGGGUGUCAUGGACUACUACCUGAUGGACGCCGCCUCCUUGCUGCCUGUCCUGGCUCUCGACCUCCAGCCCGGUGACACUGUGCUUGACCUAUGUGCAGCGCCUGGAGGGAAGACGCUGGCAUUGCUUCAGACUGGUUGUUGCCGCAAUCUUGCUGCUAAUGAUCUUUCAACUUCCCGAACCAGCAGACUGCAAAAGGUCCUUCAUAACUAUGUGCCUCAAGGUUUCAGGGAUAGGAAUCGAGUUCGAGUCACUUCGUGGGAUGGCAGGAAGUGGGGAGAACUCGAGGGGGACACCUAUGACCGGGUGCUGGUGGAUGUGCCCUGUACCACAGACCGGCACUCCCUCUUCGAGGAGGAGAACAACAUCUUUCAGAGGUCGAGGAAGAAGGAGCGGCAGAUGUUGCCUCUGCUGCAGGUGCAGCUUCUCGCGGCUGGACUCCUUGCCACCAAACCCGGAGGCCAUGUUGUCUAUUCAACCUGCUCACUCUCACACCUGCAGAACGAGUAUGUGGUACAAGGCGCCGUCGAGCUGCUGGCCAAUCAGUACAGCAUCGAGGUUCAGGUGGCCGACCUGAGUCCCUUCCGAAAGCUUUUCACGGACACGUUUUCUUUCUUCCCAUCCUGCCGGGUUGGCGAGCUGGUAAUCCCAAACCUCACGGCCAAUUUUGGGCCUAUGUACUUCUGUAAAAUGCGCAGACUGCAAUAAACAGCAUCACCUUCGGCUGUAGAAGGCCAAAGGUAUGUUUUCCUGGACUCUCCAGAAACAGACCAGUGGCGGAGAUGCGCUCUGGAUCCUGGCUCUCGGACGAUCAAGUCUUUCCUGGGUAGCUUUCAGCAGCAGUCGGAGUUUUUCUGUCCUGCUGUCCAGUUGUGGCACAUCAACAGGUUUCUCACUCGCCCACUCAGCCUCCGUCUCCAAGCCUGCUCUGGGGGUACCUGCCUGAUCAGGGGCUUAAGAAGACAGGCCUGACAGCAGGCCUUCAUGCUGCGCUAUAAAAAUCGGAAAGAAGAAUUUGACCAGUGCAACUGCUUGUGCUGCUAAGAGCCGGGGCUGCAGCUGGGGGCCUCGUGUUGUUCAAACUCUGUUCCUUUUGUACCAGCAACUGCCACUACCUACUGUCUGUACACCCAAAAGCCCGGGGCUCAGCCCAAUUUCAGCCCUUCUCCCACUUGAGGGGAAUUCUGUCUGCAUUGUAAGUCUUAAGACCCAUGGAUCCGAAUAAGCCUACCUGGUCUCUCCCUAUGGCUCUUGAGCUAAUUUAAGGAGUAAGGAAAGAUGUUAAGCCCACGCUUAUUAAUCUGUUUACUUACAUGGAGAAAGUUCUCCUGAGCUAAGUAAUUCCGUUACUGGCAACAACUGCUGCCUAAAUCUGGCUGAAGAGCUCCUCUGCCUCAAGCCUGGGGCUCUCUUUUGUGUAUUUGUUCGUUCCACCAGCAAGUAUGCCUGAGGGAGUGUAGCUGGAAGAGCUGGAGAAUGGGCGUUGGCAUCGCGGGAGAGAAGAUCACCCUCAGCCCGUGGAGUUGGAGCCUCAUGUUUGCUUUCUCCAAACAUUUUGCCUAUCAUCUGUUUACUUGUUUUGCUUUAAAACAACAACAACCAAAAAAAAAAAAGAGCAAGAAAAAUCAAAGCGAUUGUUGAACCCUCUUGCCAGUUCUGUGACUUUCAAAUCAGGCCGUUUAUCUCCUAGCAUCAUAGGUCUCACCACCUCCCAAGUGUGUGUGAUGUGCUGGUCACGUUUCUUUGGUGACUCUGGCACAAAGAAGGUAGCUACUGCUGUCGGGAAUAUUAAAGUUUGCUUAUGGCCACUCGAA
Molecule: messenger RNA, 2262 nt
Organism: Sorex fumeus (smoky shrew)
Lineage: Eukaryota; Metazoa; Chordata; Mammalia; Eulipotyphla; Soricidae
Gene: NSUN4
Product: NOP2/Sun RNA methyltransferase 4
Exons: 6
Coding region: 2-1156 (384 amino acids)
Biological process (GO): rRNA methylation
Cellular component (GO): mitochondrial large ribosomal subunit
Molecular function (GO): methyltransferase activity
Source: RefSeq, a predicted model, not a curated record